Lampris incognitus (smalleye Pacific opah) is the source of this 1795-nucleotide messenger RNA. Its product is annotated as neuronal acetylcholine receptor subunit alpha-7-like. The transcript has 10 exons. Gene Ontology annotation, biological process: regulation of membrane potential; monoatomic ion transmembrane transport; signal transduction. Gene Ontology annotation, cellular component: postsynaptic membrane; neuron projection; synapse. NCBI's taxonomy places the organism in Eukaryota, Metazoa, Chordata, Actinopteri, Lampriformes, Lampridae. The coding region runs from base 1 to 1614 and encodes 537 amino acids. The record is from RefSeq and is a predicted model, not a curated record. Gene Ontology annotation, molecular function: acetylcholine-gated monoatomic cation-selective channel activity; transmembrane signaling receptor activity.
AUGCCUCAGAAGACUAGUGGAUCUGUACUGAUGGGAAUUUACCUGUGGACGGUUUUCUGCUGCCAAGGUUGUCAUGGAGGUGUCUACCAGAGGAAGCUGUACAGGGACCUGAUGGUCAACUAUAAUCGCUUGGAGAGGCCCGUCCAAAAUGAUUCAGCCCCCAUAGUGGUGGAUCUAGGCCUCACACUCCUACAGAUCAUCGAUGUGGAUGAAAAGAACCAAGUCCUCAUCACAAAUGCGUGGCUGCAGCUGUCGUGGACAGAUAUCUAUCUCUCCUGGAACCCAGAGAGCUAUCCUGGGGUGCAAAACCUUCGCUUUCCCUCCAGUCAAGUCUGGGUCCCGGACAUCCUUCUGUACAACAGUGCAGAUGAGAGGUUUGAUGCUACCUUCCACACUAACGUCCUGGUCAAUGCGUCAGGAUCCUGCCAAUACAUCCCUCCAGGUAUCCUGAAGAGUACCUGCUACAUUGAUGUGCGAUGGUUCCCCUUUGAUGUUCAGAAGUGUGACCUCAAGUUUGGCUCAUGGACCCACAAUGGCUGGCUAUUGGACCUCCAGAUGGUGGAUGUGGACAUCUCUACCUACAUACCCAACGGGGAGUGGGACCUUGUGGGUGUGCCAGCCAAGCGUAAUGAACUGUACUACGACUGCUGUAAGGAGCCCUACCCUGAUGUGACGUUCACCGUCACCAUGCGCCGCAGGACCCUCUACUACGGACUCAACCUUCUGAUUCCCUGUGUGCUCAUUUCAGGCCUGGCGCUGCUGGUCUUUCUGCUGCCGGCAGACUCCGGAGAGAAGAUCUCACUGGGCAUCACGGUGCUGCUGUCUCUGACCGUCUUCAUGCUGCUGGUAGCAGAGAUCAUGCCUGCCACCUCGGACUCUGUGCCGCUUAUAGCCCAGUACUUUGCUAGUACCAUGAUGAUAGUGGGUUUGUCGGUGGUGGUGACAGUCCUGGUUCUGCAGUUCCACCACCAUGACCCACAUGGAGGGAAGAUGCCCAAAUGGAUCCGCAUCAUCCUCCUCAACUGGUGCGCCUGGUUCCUCCGCAUGAAAAAGCCCGGCGAGGAAAGCAAGGCUGUAGGUGGCGGUAGCAGCACCUCAGCCAAUGCCUACAAGUACUCCCACCCUCCCCAGCAUCAUGCCAGCACCAACAGCAUCCAGAUGAGCACCAUACCAGGCCAAGCAUCCACCCAGUGCACCACCACCACCACCACAAACAACGGGAACAUGAACCUGUACUUUGGCUACCAUUCCAUGGGCACGGACAACCCUGCAUUCCCCCCGAGCACCGACUCAGGUGUAGUGGUGUGUGGCGGCAUGGGGGGCAGCCACACCAACGGCUCGUCCUCGCAUGACCUUCACUCGGAGCCAAUGCGGACUUUGCUGCUGGAGCAGGUUCCCGAGAUAUCCCGAAUCCUGGAGGAGGUGCAGUACAUCGCGGCACGCUUCCGUGAGCAGGAUGAGGGGGAGGCGAUCUGCAGUGAGUGGAAGUUUGCGGCGGCGGUGGUGGACCGGCUGUGCCUGGUGGCCUUCUCUCUCUUCUCCAUAAUCUGCACCUUCACCAUCCUGAUGUCGGCUCCCAAUUUCAUUGAAGCCGUGUCUAAAGACUUUACAUAGGGCUUGUCUCCUCUCCCCCCGCGAGAGAGAAGAGAGUGAGAGAGAAAAAGAGAGCGAGAAACAAGAGGGGCCAAGCUAACGCUAACAAAAAUCCUGACAUGAUACAAAUUGUGCCACAGACGCCUCCCUGCUGCUGUUACUCUGUGAAGCUGUACCACCUCCAGUCAUUUUGAAACUGUCU